Molecule: messenger RNA, 3539 nt
Organism: Bacillus rossius redtenbacheri
Lineage: Eukaryota; Metazoa; Arthropoda; Insecta; Phasmatodea; Bacillidae
Gene: orb
Product: cytoplasmic polyadenylation element-binding protein 1
Exons: 12
Coding region: 136-1872 (578 amino acids)
Biological process (GO): negative regulation of cytoplasmic translation
Cellular component (GO): nucleus; cytoplasm; neuron projection
Molecular function (GO): ribosome binding; translation factor activity, RNA binding; mRNA 3'-UTR binding
Source: RefSeq, a predicted model, not a curated record
ACGUCCGACGGUGUGCAUACCGCUCAGUGUGGCAAAAUCAGGCACAGUUUGUUGUUGGCGUUGGUGGUAUAGAUUUGGGUGUGAUGCGACGACUGCUGAAUACUGUAGGACGAUAGAAGAGCUUCCCUUUUCAUCAUGCCGGGUCUUCAGCAGAUGGCGGACAGCGACCCCAGCGCCGACAUACUGCAGAGGAUCAACGCCAUGCUGGACACGGGCUCCUCUGCAGACCCUCUGGACAUGCCGGUCGGAUCCCCGCCGCGGGAAGGCGACUCGGUGUCCAUCUCGGAGCUGCUGGGGCUACACCUGCCCCGGGGCACCCUGCCGCUGGGGACGCCCUCACACGGCGUGGGGCAGUACUCUCACCAGGGCCACCACACCCCCUGCCAGGAGGAGGCCGCGGCAGGCACGCCGCUGCGCGCGCUGCACCGCGCGGGGCCCGGCCCGGACCACGGCUUCCAGCUGCUGCAGCAGCAGCAGCAGCCCGUGUUCCGCGGCUCGCCGCCCUACAGCGACUGCGGCAGCCCCACCCUGCUGCAGGCCUACAGCUCGCGCACCAACUCGCCCGCCGACUCCGACACCAGCACCAGCGGCGUCAGCUCCUUCGACGGCAGCAUCAACGACCUCAUGAGCUGCCUGAGCCUGGGGCAGUCUCCCACGCAGCAUGGCCUCCUGGACUACGCUGCCUUCCUGGGGGCAUCACCCCUGUCGGCGGUGGACCAGGAGCUGGCGAACCUGCAGGCGCUGCAGGCGAUGUCGACCCCCGUGCACCCCGCCACCCUGCGAUACCUGCAGCAGCAGCAACAGCAACAACAGCUGCAACAACAGCAGCAGUUGCAGCAGCAACAACAGGUGAGCCUGCUGUCGUCGCUGCUGCAGUACCAGCAGCCGAUGGGCGUGCCCGGGGAGACGAAGCCGCGCAGCCCCUCCACGCCCCCGGCGCUGCCCCUCAUGGCCUCCCCGCCCCUCAAGCCGGACUCCAGCUCCCUGGAGCGCGCCGCCAGGUUCCACCGCAGCGCCGCGUCAUUGCACGAUGCCACGUGUACGUGGAGCGGGAACCUGCCGCCGAGAACCCCGAAGAAUUCCACUUACUCUUGUAAGGUGUUCCUGGGAGGCGUGCCGUGGGACAUCAACGAGGCGUCCCUCUCGGCGGCCUUCAAGCAGUUUGGGACGGUGCGGGUCGAGUGGCCGGGCAAGGAGCAGGCGGCGACACAGCCCAAGGGCUACGUCUACAUCAUCUUCGAGUCGGAGAAGCAGGUUAAAGCCCUUCUUCAGUGCUGCACGCACGACUUUUCCAACGGUGGGAACUGGUACUACAAGAUCUCCUCACGCAAGAUGAAGUCUAAAGAAGUGCAGGUGAUCCCGUGGCUGCUGAGCGACAGCAACUACGUCAAGUCCACGUCCCAGAAGCUGGACCCCCAGAAGACUGUGUUCGUGGGCGCCCUGCACGGCAUGCUGAAUGCCGAGGGCCUCGCCAAGAUCAUGAACGACCUCUUCGACGGAGUCGUCUACGCCGGUAUUGACACUGACAAGUACAAAUACCCCAUAGGGUCUGGCAGAGUGACUUUCAACAACCCCCGGUCCUACAUGAGGGCUGUCGCCGCAGCUUUCAUAGAGAUAAAAACUACUAAAUUCACUAAAAAGGUGCAGGUGGACCCCUACCUGGAGGACUCGCUCUGCUCCGCCUGCAACCUGCACCAGGGGCCCUACUUCUGCCGCGAGCUGUUCUGCUUCCGCUACUUCUGCCGCGGCUGCUGGCAGUGGCAGCACGCGGUGGAGGCGAUGCGCGGCCACAAGCCGCUCAUGCGCAACUCCAAGUCCUCGAGCCUCAUCGGCUUCGGGGGCGGCGGCAACGGGGGCGGCUCUCCGAACUAGGGGGGGCCCGUCGUCCCCCCUCGGUGUCCCUUCUGUUCGCUCCCGCGAUUGCUUUGCCGUUCCAUCCUCUCUCUCUCUCUUUUCGACCCUGGCGUCGCGUUUGUUCCCCCGGGGGCACGGAAUCUGGCAUUCCGGUGUGGCGAUACUUGUAGAAAUGCUGGACAUUUUGCUGGCGUGUCGAAGAGCGGUGACUUGUAUAGCUGGUUGAAAUUGAUGAUACUGUUGAUGAAAUAUUAAUUGAGUAUAAAUUAUGCAGCAUUUAUUUUCAAAAAAAAAUAUCUCACGACUUAGCUCUAUCAAUUGAAAAAAAAAAUAUAAUCAUACUGUUUGUAUUUUUACGGGUAAUAUAUCCAGCGUUAUUUCCAAGAUAGCUUUAAGGAAGUGUCUAGAAAAUUGUUCCUUUUUACGCAAUGCAUUCAACUUUAUCACAGCUAUUAAAUUUUAUAUAUUUUAUAACCUGCAAGCUCUAAAGAAAUGGGAUCCAGUUAUUAAUAUGUGAUGACUGACUGAGGAGAGGUAAGUUCAAGAGCUGGUUUUGGUGUUAUAGGUCUUAAAACAUUAAAUUUGUGUACUUUAAAUUUGAUUAAAGUUUCUAGACACUUCUUUUUUUUUGAAUAAUUUUAUGAUUUUAAAGAUAUAAUCCUGAAUACGUGCUGGAUUCCAGAUUCAUUUGUGUAGCCUGUGUAAAAUCUCCAAACACACAGUCGCUUAUUUAUAAAAUGUGAUGAAAUUGCUACACUGUCACAUUUUUCUUUGAGUGCAUUGUCUUAUCUUAUUUUAGAAUACAUUUUAAAUUUUUCCUGUUCCAUAUUGGUUACACAUUGUAUUGCACUGAUGGAUUAUUGAUCUCUAUGAACAGUGGUUUGGUAAAAUUUAAAUUACACUUGUUUUUAUUUUUAUUAUGUUACAUACAUUUUUAAGUUCAGUUUUAAGUUAUUCUUAUGAUGAUGUAAAUUGUAAAUAACAGGUUCAAGCGGGUUUUCUUAUGUGUAGCAAACUGAAAAGAUUACUCAGUUGUCAAUAAAAGAAAAUGCCACCGAACAUGGUCCAUAGUAAAGAAACCUUUUAUAAUAGCUAUAGUAAUACCUAUUUUAAACCGAAGGCAAGGCCGACCUUAGCUUUAAUAUGUUUGUCGCUGGCUGUUUGUAUAUUCCGAGCUGUGGUACUCUAGUGCUGGUACUGUGCCUUGAAGUAUGUAAUUGUUGAUUACGUAGAUGCUACAAAUGUACACAAACCAUUUUUUUUGUCGACAUCAGUAGAGUAGUUGAGUUUUUAAAUUUAGCUCGCGGAGACCAAGUGUUACGUUUAGUUACGACCAGAAAGACUGAAAUGAUUGUGUUCCUAUUGUUUUUUUUUUACAUUCCAUUGCUGCGUGCAGUGCGGAAGCAUCGUGUGACGUAGCCUGCUCGGAAGGGCUUCUGCGUGUGUGUAUUCUGGGGAGGGUGGUAGGGGUGGUGACCUGGUGUUCUGGACUGUCCAACAUUGACGAAAAUGGACUGGAACAUGGACUACUCUGAAGGAAGUAAAAAGUUAAAACUGUUUUUGUUUUUUUUUACAAGCUAAAAGGAAACAUAGUACAAUUUAUUUUUUUUUUUGUUUACGUUUAACUUCUGUUGAUGCUUAAAGAGAUUUUUAAAGUUAAAAUAUAUAUUAAAUUUUUUUUCAAA